Messenger RNA from Odocoileus virginianus texanus, 2760 nucleotides. It is a transcript of the gene RPUSD2, whose product is annotated as RNA pseudouridine synthase domain containing 2. Gene Ontology annotation, molecular function: RNA binding; pseudouridine synthase activity. NCBI's taxonomy places the organism in Eukaryota, Metazoa, Chordata, Mammalia, Artiodactyla, Cervidae. The record is from RefSeq and is a predicted model, not a curated record. Gene Ontology annotation, biological process: enzyme-directed rRNA pseudouridine synthesis.
UCCAGGGGGCCAGGUUGAUUCCACCUAUAUCAGGGCGUUCCAGCCGCGCGGACACCGCUUUCCACGUGUUUCCUGCUCGGAUAGGGAAGCCCAGUCUCCAAGCCCUGACUUUUCUUGGUUCCCUGAGCAAGUUAGUCUCCUCAGCAGUUCUCUGGACUGGUGUUGGUCCCCGAAAAUUUCAGACCUUCGACACGUAAAUUAGAGAACUUAUGCACCUUGAAUGAGGGACGGAGGCGAUUACUUUCCUUACUCCCACAGGAGAUCCAUGUCCUUUUCACCAGUUAUGACGCUGUCCCACAUUAAUUUAGUCAAUAAGCAUCAAGCUCUGCUGUGUUCCAGGCAUUGUGUAAAGAGGGAAUUCAAGACAGUAACUCUUUCAAGAGUUUUUCCAGAGUAAAGGAACUUCGAGUAUAUCGACAAGGAAUCUACACUUUUAAUGAGUCAUUCUUACAGCUCUCAACUCAUUCAGCUACCUCCUUCAUGCCUGUUCUCAACGCGGUCCCGCCUCGGCACUAGGUCUCACUGAUUGGUUGGUGCUGAGUGACGCCCUCAGAUCGCGACCCAGAGGCCGCGGCCGCUGGGUCAUGUGGCUGGGAGGCCGGUCGUGGCUACCGGUUCUUGGGCAAGUGUGCUCUAGUCUCCGGUGCCUCGCAUUUGCCAGGACUUGGGGUGCCUGUAGGGGACCCAUGGCGGAAAGACUCUCGACCGGGGCUGAGGCAGCGAGCGGGCUGGGGGCUCCAGCUCAGCAAAACGGAGAUGCGGGCGGCGACGCGAGGGGUGAGCAGCCCCCUGGGCACCCGGAGCCGGCGGGUUCAGAAGUGGAGCCGGUCUCGGGGGACGCGAAGCAGCCCUCAGGAAACGGGGAGCGGGCCCCGGCUGCAGCCCCGGGCCCUGGCAAGCGGAAGAAGCGGCGUGGCGCGGUUGGAGAGCGCGUUGUGCCGCCCCCGAAGAAGCGGCGGGCAGGGGUUAGCUUCGGCGACGAACACUUUGCUGAGACCAGCUACUACUUUGAAGGCGGCUUGCGCAAAGUGCGGCCCUAUUACUUUGACUUCCGGACUUAUUGCAAAGGCCGCUGGGUGGGCCACAGCUUGCUGCACGUCUUUGGCACGGAGUUCAGAGCCCAGCCCCUGGCCUACUACGAGGCCGCUGUCCGGGCGGGACGCCUGCACCUCAACGAGGAGCCGGUACAGGACCUCAGCAUUGUGCUCAAGGACAAUGACUUCUUACGGAACACAGUGCAUAGGCAUGAGCCACCAGUUACAGCAGAACCCAUCCGCCUGCUAGCGGAGAACGAAGAUGUGGUGGUUGUAGACAAGCCUUCUUCCAUUCCUGUCCAUCCCUGUGGCCGCUUCCGACACAACACUGUCAUCUUCAUCCUGGGCAAGGAGCACCAACUAAAGGAGCUACACCCAUUGCAUCGGCUUGAUCGCCUUACCUCCGGGGUCCUCAUGUUUGCCAAAACAGCAGCCGUCUCAGAGAGAAUUCAUGAACAGGUUCGGGACCGGCAGCUGGAGAAGGAAUACGUGUGCCGGGUGGCAGGGGAGUUCCCCGCCGAGGAGGUAACCUGCAAGGAGCCUAUCUUGGUGGUGUCUUACAAGGUAGGGGUGUGCCGUGUAGAUCCUCAGGGCAAGGCCUGUGAGUCAGUGUUCCAGAGACUGAGCUACAACGGCCAUUCCAGUGUGGUACGGUGCCGGCCACUUACAGGCCGCACCCACCAGAUCCGAGUCCACCUCCAGUUCCUGGGCCACCCCAUCCUCAAUGACCCCAUCUACAACUCAGCCGCCUGGGGCCCCUCACGAGGCCGAGGCGGCCACAUCCCAAAGACAGAUGAGGAACUACUGCGGGACCUUGUGGCAGAGCACCAGGCCAAACAGAGUCUGGAUGUGCUAGAUCUCUGUGGGGGAGACCUGUGCCCUGGACCCCCAGACUCUACAGCACCUUCCUCAGAGCUCAGCAAGGACUGCCUAGAAGAGAUGGCUAUAUCUGCCCAGAAGAUGGAUGGAGCCGUUGAGGCAGCCCCUCGGGAUCUGGACGGGGUGCCUGUGGCAUCAGGGAAGGCAACCAAAACGGGUGUUGUGAAUCAAGAGACAGACCCACUCUGUUCAGAGUGCCGGAGAGUGCCACAGGAUCCCUCGCCCCAGGACCUUGUGAUGUUCCUGCAUGCCCUGAGCUAUAAAGGGCCAGACUUUGAGUACCAUUCACCAAUGCCUGCCUGGGCACGAGAUGACUGGCAAGAACACUGAGGGCUAUGGCCAAUGGAGGGAUUAUUUAUUGGAUUGGAACACGAGUGGGCCAUGAAGUAGGAGCUGACUACAUGGGCUGGUACUCAAGAGUUUCCCGGGGGUGAAGUUGCUCUUAAAGGACCUGCUCAUACUUGCUAACUUCUUCCUUCCUUUCCCUCCAGCUAGAGUUUGUGAACUUUCUGCUUUGUAAAUAGAGCUCUUUUUCUAAUACCUUGUGUGUCUAGUUUUCUCACUACUUGUUUCUUUUUUUCUUUUUUUUAAUUGAAGUAAAAUUCACAGCACAGUUCCCAUUCUAAAACACAAUUUAGUGGCCUUUCUUACAUUCACAGUGAUGUGCGGCCCUCACCUCUUAAUUAGUUCCAAAACAUUUCAUCACUCAAAAGGAAACCCAUACUCAUUAAACAGGCAAUCCCCAUUUCCUCUUCCACCUAGCUCCUGAUUCCAUUAGCCAAUCUUCUGUCUUUAGGGUUUUGCCUAUUCUGGACAUUUCAUACAAAUGGAAUCAUACAACAGGUGA